AUGAAUAAGACGAAGGAGAGACAGAUAAAUUGCUUAGCAUUUCAACAAAUUCACAAACAGUUGACUUUAAAUAGUUUAACGCAAGGAACGUGGGGAAAUAAGAAGGAUGGUGAAAAGAGCAGCCACCAACCUGAGACACAAAGGAGACAACAUCAACAGAACAACUUCAAAUUAUUAUUUAUAUCUACGAGUGAACUUUAUGAAUAA
This is a messenger RNA of Clunio marinus, 207 nucleotides long. The record is from the annotation of a GenBank genome assembly. NCBI's taxonomy places the organism in Eukaryota, Metazoa, Arthropoda, Insecta, Diptera, Chironomidae.